Messenger RNA from Cydia splendana, 2758 nucleotides. Its product is annotated as alpha-(1,3)-fucosyltransferase C-like. Gene Ontology annotation, molecular function: fucosyltransferase activity. The record is from RefSeq and is a predicted model, not a curated record. Bases 595 to 1938 code for a protein of 447 amino acids. NCBI's taxonomy places the organism in Eukaryota, Metazoa, Arthropoda, Insecta, Lepidoptera, Tortricidae. The transcript is spliced from 4 exons. Gene Ontology annotation, cellular component: membrane.
GUGCUUAUCAGUUAAUAGUGGUCAUAUAAGCAUCAUAAAAAAGCUGUAAAUUAUUGUUUUACCUAGUCGUUUUAUUAGCAAGAGCUGUAUGCCAGUCCGUGUUCGAGGUUGAUUGGUUUGAAAGAAAUUAGUCUUUUUUUUAGAAUAUACCAUUAUAUACCUAAAAAAAAGGUUGAAGGUAAUUCUGCAAAAGUAAGUUCAAUGAAAUACUAUGUAAGACGAUUUUUUCACACUUCGUUAUUUUCAAUUAAAUACUUGAUUCAUUAAACUAUUUUGAAAAUAAUUUUAGAGCGGAAAAAUGAAUCAGCAGUUUUGAGCAGAUAAAGAUAAGCUGUUUUUAAUUUUAACUAGAGAUUUAAUUGCGAUAUCAUUUGCAAUCUAUUUAUACCACAUAAAAUCAAACUAAAAGGCUGAAAACAGUACAAUAUUUUUCUAAUCAUGGCAAAGGUUGAUGCAUAGAUGACCAUUAACGAAUUGCUAAGAACCACGUCAGUUACAACUGAACUACUUACUACAAACAUAUCAGCACUAUACACCGUAUUCAAAAUCAAAAUUUUAAGUAGUUGAUGGGGAUAUAUUCUUUCCAAUACAAUCAUGAAUUUAACGUCAAAACGAAUGUGGUUUUGUACAGUAAUGUUUGGAUGUCUAACACUGUCGUUAUUAUACCAGCGGGACUUUACUGUCAGUGCUUUACAAAUCAUGUCGAUUUAUAAUAAUUCAACUAACUUAUUAGAUAGACAGAAAGGGAUGAAAUAUAUAUUGGAAUGGUCACCUCCGAAACAUUGGCCAUUGAAAUAUUGGGGUCCAGGGCAAAAUGAGUAUAUCAGAAGAAAAUGUAAAAUAAACAAUUGUUACGUAACCGCAAAUAGAUCGUUUUUUCCGAACAUCACACAAUUCGACGUAGUUGUGUAUAAUUCUAUGGAAAUGAAAGGUUAUGCAUAUGUGCCUGGCCCAAAAAUACGAAGUCCGCAUCAAAAAUAUAUAUUUACCAGUAUGGAGUCCUCUCAUUACUACCCGUUUUGUGAUAAGAGAUACAAUGGCUUUUUCAAUUGGACUUGGACUUACAGACUAGAUUCUGAUGAACCUUACGGAUACAUAACUAUUAGAAAUAUUACGGGCGACAUAAUUGGUCCAAAUCAAAUUAUGCACUGGAUGAAAUUAGAUGCGAUGAAACCAAUCGAUAAAAAAACAAAAAAGAUGUUAAAGAAGAAAAACAAAACUGCUGCCUGGUUUGUUUCUAACUGCAAUACUAAAAGUAAAAGAGAAGAACUCGUGUUUAGGCUACAAAACGAAUUAGGAAAAAAAUAUGGUUUGGAGAUUGAUAUAUUCGGUGGAUGUGAAUGGGCUUUGAAAAAAUGCCCUUUGGAAAAAAUUAAAGAGUGCUUGAAAUUGAUCCAAGAGCAGUACUAUUUUUAUCUCUCUUUUGAGAAUUCCUUUAGCAAAGACUACGUGACCGAGAAAUUGCUGACGGCGCUACAGAAUUACGCGGUACCGAUAGUUUACGGAGGCGCUAACUACACACGAUUCAUGCCGGAUGGUAUAUAUUUGCAUGCUGGUGAACUAGAGGUAUCCGAUUUGGCGAAACAAAUGAAUGAUAUCAUAAAAGACAAAAACAGAUUGACUUUCACGGCUUCGGCAAACAUUGCCAUUCGUCCGGGGAACGGGCUGCCGAGAUGGGCCAAAAAUACAAAGUUGAUAGCAAGUUCAAGGGAUGGUGCCCGUAAUAAUGUAUACUACAGUUUCUUCAAAUGGCGAAACCACUAUUCAUACCACGAUAAAGAAGAGUCACCCGAUUCUGACGACCAGUGCAUAACGUGUGCAAUGCUUAACGACGAGACUCUUAUGAAGAAGAAAACCGUGUAUAAGGAUUUUACAAAUUGGUGGAACGUUCCAUGGGGAUGUUAUGGUAAAAAGGGUAGACGGGUAAAGAAUUUCUAAAGGCCCAAAAAACGAUGGGUGGAUUGUGUGAAAGAGGAUAUGAGACAGAAAGAAGUGAGUUGAGGUAACGAUAGAUAGAGGAGAAUAGAACAGAAAAACAUGAUGUACCGACCCCACAUACCGUAGGAUAAGGGCAGGAAGAACAGGAAGAAGAAGAAGAAAAGUCGGUCCAAAAUGCUCUAUAUAAAAAUAUGGAUUUAGCAGGUUUACACUAUUAGAAAAUUAUAUAAGCUGCACCUUCGCUUUAAAAGUUUUAGUAAAACUUUUAAAGUAAAGGUUAGGUAUAUCGUUUUCUAAGAGUGUAGACCUGCUAAAUCCAUUUUUUUAUGUAGAGUAUUUUGUACCCACGUUCCUUCUUCCUCAACUCCCUCUUCCUCCUGCCCUUAUCCCACGUUAUGUGGGGUCUGAUUCGGUCAAGUUAUGUUCUAAUCACUAAUGUAUGGGGAAGGCCAACAAAUUAUAGCCAGCAUUCAUUGAAUGUAGUAUGAUAGACCUUUGGGUAUGGUGCUUUACGCACACUAGUGUCCCAUCCCCUGCCCCUGACGAAACCCCUACUUUUAGCAUGAAAUAUGACGGUUUUUUUUUAUUGUUUGGGGAAAGUAAUUCCAGUUCGCCUUUGUACUAAUGAUGAAUGUUAUUUUUCCUUAGAAUAAAUUUAAAAGUGGAAAUAUUACUGUCUUGGGUUGGGUGAGACUUGAACUCACGGCCUCUGGAUCAAGUCAAGUUGAGUUCAAGUCUCACCCAAGACAGUAAUUUUUCCACUUUUAAAUUUAUUCUAAGGUUAAUAGCAUCGUUCGCAGACGUUUCUGCUUGUUAAAAA